This is a messenger RNA of Pezoporus flaviventris, 1199 nucleotides long. RefSeq names its product homeobox protein Hox-D1-like. Bases 525 to 1196 code for a protein of 223 amino acids. NCBI's taxonomy places the organism in Eukaryota, Metazoa, Chordata, Aves, Psittaciformes, Psittacidae. The transcript is spliced from 2 exons. The record is from RefSeq and is a predicted model, not a curated record. Gene Ontology annotation, cellular component: nucleus. Gene Ontology annotation, molecular function: RNA polymerase II cis-regulatory region sequence-specific DNA binding; DNA-binding transcription factor activity, RNA polymerase II-specific. Gene Ontology annotation, biological process: regulation of transcription by RNA polymerase II.
CGCCUAGGGAAAAAUGAAAGCCCAUUAACGGGGUGAGCCCGGGGAUUCACUUUUGAGAGGCUGCAGAGCACUUAUCUGAUGGAGCGAGACCAUUAAGUGCCGCGAGGUGCAGCAUCCCCCAGCCGGGUGCGGACAGCCUGGGGGUGCUUGCGCAGUCCUCCUCUCCCCCGGCUGCUCCCCCGGGCCGCGCGGGUUCCCGUGGAAGCUCCCGGGGGCUUGGCCGACAGCAGGGCAAGGGGAGGGGGCAGAGCUGCCCUGGGACGGGAGCCCUGCCAGUCCAGGGGAAGCGGUCUGUCCCGACGGGGUCUGGGGAGGGCUCGGGGUGCUGCCCACCCGCAGCCCCGCACCGGCCCUGGGCGGGUGGCCGUGGGCCGUGAAGCCCUCGGCGCCCGGGACCCCCGGUGCGGGCUUCCCGCGCAGGGUUCCCAUUGGCCGCGGGGCGGGACGUGCCGCCCCACUCCCAGCCCUAUAUUAGGGAAAUAUUGCCCCAGCGGGGUGUGGGGAGCGGUGCUGCCCCGCAGGCCAUGGACCUGGGGUACUUUCCCCUCGCCUUCCCGCCGGGGCUGUGCCGCGGAACCCCGGAGUCACCCUUUUCCCGGCUGGCGGACGGCACCUUCCUGGCGCUGGGCACCGCAGCCAGCGCCGCGUCAGCCCCGCCGCCGGCUGCUUGCGCAGGGGCAGCGGGGUACACGGCGGCCGCCCCCGCGGCGCCGGGCUCCAGCUACCGACCGUCCCGCGGAGCCGGGCCGUCGGACUGCUCCACAUCCAUCUUCCCCGGGAGCGGCCGCCCGCCGACGCCUCCGGAGGCCGGCCCCUCCUGCCCCGGCGGUGUCCCCCCGCCCGGCUCCCUGGCCCCCUCGGCGGCCCCGGCGGCGCCCCGCACCUUCGAGUGGAUGCGAGCGAAGCGGAGCCCGCCCGGGAGAAGCGGUGCGGCGCCGUGCAGGGGGGACCCUCCCGCCUGCCCCGCACGCACCAGCUUCAGCACCAGGCAGCUCACGGAGCUGGAGAAGGAGUUUCACUUCAGCCGGUACCUGUCGCGGGCUCGCCGUCUCGAGGUGGCCCGCUCGCUGCGCCUCCGCGACGCCCAGGUGAAGGUCUGGUUCCAGAACCGCCGCAUGAAGCAGAAGAAGCGGGAGCGGGAAGCGCUGGCCGCCCCCACCGCCGCGCCCGCCGAUGCCCUGGGCGGCCCGGCGUGAAGC